This is a messenger RNA of Wallemia ichthyophaga EXF-994, 816 nucleotides long. RefSeq names its product Multistep phosphorelay regulator 1. NCBI's taxonomy places the organism in Eukaryota, Fungi, Basidiomycota, Wallemiomycetes, Wallemiales, Wallemiaceae. The record is from RefSeq and is a predicted model, not a curated record. Gene Ontology annotation, molecular function: protein histidine kinase binding; histidine phosphotransfer kinase activity. The coding region runs from base 1 to 816 and encodes 271 amino acids. Gene Ontology annotation, biological process: phosphorylation; phosphorelay signal transduction system. The transcript has a single exon. Gene Ontology annotation, cellular component: cytoplasm; nucleus.
AUGUCAUCGCCUAGGAAUACUUUGGAUACAUCCGAAAAUCCAAAUGAUCGGUUGAAUUCUCCAGUUGCAAAGAAGGAGAAGCUUUCAGAUCUAUCUCCGGAGCCACAGCCUGAAUCUUCUCAAGGCGAUGACAAGUCUUCAAAGCCUCCAAAGCCUUCAAGUCCAUCGCAUGAUGUUGAGGCGCACAAGUCAGACAAGUUGGAUGAUUCUAAGAAACAUACCGAAAAUUCUUCUAAUCUCAAUGAUCAAGACAGCCCCGCUAAACCUAACAAAGAUGAAGAAUCACCUCAAAAUGAACCUAAAGAUCAAGACAAAGAAGACAAAGAAGACACUCCAACUCACAAGACCACUGAAACAGACACUCCAGCUGACAAUCAGGCUAAAAAUGAUAAGAAGGAAAGACCUGAUCCUAAAAAGCCAGCCGGAAUUGUCGAUAUGGAUACAUUUGGUCAGAUAUUGGAAAUGGAUGAGGAUGAAAGUGACAGAGAUUUCAGUCAUGGAAUCGUAGUCAACUUCUAUGAACAAGCUCACGUCACUUUCGAAGAGUUGGACGACGCUUUAAAGAAAAAAGACUUACACACCCUUCACACUAAAGGUCAUUUCCUCAAAGGUUCCUCCGCCGCUCUUGGUUUAAUCAAGGUAAAGGCUUCAUGUGAAGCUAUCCAAGUCUAUGGCAGAUUACAAGACCCAAAGACUCACAAAGAAAUUUCUGAGCAAACUGCAUUGCAACAAGUCGAGAAAGCUCUUUCAAACGCAAAGGAUGAGUACGAAGAAGCUGAAGGUUGGCUUAAAGCAUUUUAUGAUGAGCAAGAUUAA